This is a messenger RNA of Coregonus clupeaformis (lake whitefish), 7052 nucleotides long. RefSeq names its product E3 ubiquitin-protein ligase RNF43-like. The transcript has 8 exons. The record is from RefSeq and is a predicted model, not a curated record. Lineage: Eukaryota; Metazoa; Chordata; Actinopteri; Salmoniformes; Salmonidae. The coding region runs from base 1287 to 3881 and encodes 864 amino acids. Gene Ontology annotation, biological process: ubiquitin-dependent protein catabolic process; Wnt receptor catabolic process. Gene Ontology annotation, molecular function: ubiquitin protein ligase activity; frizzled binding.
ACGAGGCAGGCUUCGGGACUUCGCUAAUGUACAGUGUCUUAACAACUUUUCAAUAUUUUUAUGAAGACCAAUAACAGUGUUUUAACUACUUGCGUUCAAGCGAUUCUACAUUUGUUAAACUUCAGAUAACUUUUCAGUAAGUUACUGGAGUUUAGCCUAUAUCUUUUUUUGUCGGCACCCGCGGGAAGUAUUUAGUUUCAGAACUGUUAUACAUUUCAGACGUGGUACUCCGGAAAAGAGCCAACGUUUUUGGAAGGUGGCAGGAAGCAAACUGGUUUUAGAUGCGUAGCAACUUAAACUGGGGAUAGACAUGUGGAUGCGUCGGCUGCAGAAAUUACACGUGAUUUCUACUCUUAAUUAAUUCACUAGUUAUAACAUGUUAGGUAAAUAAUUUCAACGGUUCCAUUGGAUUAGCUAGUUAAACAUUUCAAAAGUCCGGAAAGCUCCGUUGUCAACUUUAUGGUGGCAUUUUUGUCGAGAGUUAGUCGCUACGGAGCCUAUGAAAGUUACUAUUGCAUUUCCGUCGUUGUUUACUGUAUGGUCGCCUGUCAUCUUGGAAUCAGUCUUAUCAACAUCAAUUUGACUUUGUUCCUCUCUGUUUCUGAAGUUCAACAAACAAUGCCAUUCGUUUGAAACCUCUAGGGAUACAGUGCGGUGGGAAUUGCUUUUGAGGUACUUGUUGCAUCUGGAGUCCGUCAACGUGAUUUUACACCUUUUUUUGUUGAUCUACAAAUGUGACAUGGAAUACCGGUCAAUUGGAUACACUUUUUAAACCAGACGUAACUGUAGCAUGUUUAUAGUGUGUUGGUCACAUAAUUAAUUAUCAACAUUGUUGCAAAAGGUUUAUGGAAAUAUUGCCAGUGGUUGAAAAUUACAAGAGCUGGUGAUUUGGACGUGUCCGGACUGAACCGAGUGACAACUUCAACCUGCAGGUUGAAAACGAGGACUGGGCUACUGUUUAUCUCACGUAAGGACUGGAGCUCGUGUUGUACGGGAAGAGUGAAAUCAUUAACUUUUUCACCUGGAACAAACUUUUAAAGCGGGAUAGGAAUUCAUCAGAAAUCCACAAGACAUGCAUCCACAAAGACAACAUGGCAGUCAGUGAAGCUUAAAACUUUGGAUUUAACACUGUUUUCCGAAUCGUUUUCACGGGUUUUUACAUUUUAUAACUCACAAAGCGGAGGACCGUUGCUGGGCCAUAUAUUUCUUGUCCUGAAUCAAUUCCGGUCGUUGCCAGCUUUGAAGUCCACGAUGUGCGGCCGGAGCCCGCCGCUACAGCCGAUCCAAUGACCGUUCCCCAGCGGCGAUUGGCCGGGCUCUGGCCGUGGCUGCUCAUAGCGGCCUUGCAGGUGGUGUUCGGCCAGACGGGCCUGGAGCUGGCGGCGGCCGUAGAGACGGAGCGCUCUGCCCCCAGGGCUGUCAUCAAGGUGACACUGCUGAGACACGAGCCCACGGGGAAGCCCAUCACUCUGGAAGGGCUGUUUGUCGAAGGGAGCGCCGGUUCUGCAGAGGGGAAGCUCAUGCAGUCCCACCCUCUGUCCCUGUGCAACACCAGUGAAGAUGAGCGGCAGGAGUCUGACUUCAUCAGCAUCGUCAAGCUGGAAAGCCCGGAGCGCAAGGUGUCUCAGUGUCUGUCCCUGCUCCAAAAGGCUCGCCUGGCGCUGGAGAGAGGUGCUCAGGCUGUCAUCUUCGAUGUCACCAAUGACGACACCGCUGCUUUCGAGCUGCGUGAGUCAGACUCCCUGCCGCGUCCAGUGGUGCUGGUGAAGGCUGAGGAUGCUGAGGAGCUGAUGGGGCUGGUUAACAAGAACGAGGAGGCUAGAGUCCGCAUCGAUAUCAAGAAGGAGGACCCAAAAUGGCCCCACUAUGAUGUUGGUAUCCUGCUCACUAUAGUCCUGGCUAUUCUGGCCAUCGUUUUGAUCUUUGCCUUCCGGUACCGAUGCAAGUCCAACAGAACCUGGGACUCAGUCCAUCAGCAGACCAUGCGAGCCGUCAGUCGUCUGGAGACGCGAAUGUACAGCUCUCAGGGCUGCGGGGGCUCACAGCGCCACCAUGGAGGCUGGGGGUCUAAUAGCAGCUCCAACUCUAGCCCCGUCUGUGCCAUCUGUCUGGAGGAGUUCCGGGAUGGACAGGACCUGAGGAUCAUCUCGUGUGCUCAUGAGUUCCAUAAGGAGUGUGUGGACCCCUGGUUGCUGCAGCACCGCACCUGUCCUCUCUGCAUGCACAACAUCAUGGGUACAGAGCUGUCACGUCAGCCCCAGAGGAGCAGACUGCAGCAGACCCCCGAGCACAGCCAGGGUUUCCUGCACCCCCACCCCUACCCCCACGCCUUCCCCCAGCACCCCAUCCCCUUCUCCAUGAGGCCUCACUACCCCCGUGGCCGCUCCGGCCCCUACGCCUCCCUGGGCCACUACAGCAGCUCCCCACCCCUGGACCCCCAGACCCUCCGCUUCCUCCCUAGCUGGCCUCUGGGCUCCGGCUGUGGAUACAUCCACCCUGCAGAGGGCCCCGGGAGGCCUCACAAGGCCGGGGGCAGCUGCAGGACGGCAGGUCACCCUCUGGGGUCCCACUACGGCCCCGGGUCCCGCCGCUCCUGCCACGCCUACCGCUCCGGCUGCCCCACCCAGCGCAGCGCCUCCAGUUCCAGGCUCCACCACGCCCCCUCCUUUGCUCCCCGUGCCUCCGCAGGGGGGGCCCACAGCCGGGGGGACGAGGGAGGCAGCUGCUCUGGGGGGAGCUACCGGACGGAGCGCAGUGGCUACCUGGCAGACGGGCCGGCCAGUGACUCCAGCUCUGGCCCCUGUCACGGUUCAUCCAGUGACUCGGUGCUCAACUGUACCGACGUGUCCCUACAGGGUGUGUACGGUAGCUGGUCCACAUUCCGCAGCUCCCUGAGCAGUGACUAUGAUCCGUUUGUGUACUACGGGCUGGGUUUGGGCCGGACAGGCCGCAGGGACAGCAUGGAGGCAGGGGUCCAGAGACCAAGGUCCCUGGACUCAGUGGUGAACAGAGACAGAGGAGGGUGCCCUGAGGAGCAGCCGCAGGCUGUGUUUAGCCACGUCCACUACCACCGCCACAGACACCACCACUACGGAGAGGACGGGGAGCGGGAGCACGCCCAGGGACAGGGACCAGGCAGGGGGUCAGAUGAGGAGCAGGGGGCUGCUGCUGCUAUUGGCCCUGGUUCUGGUUCUCCCCCGGCUCUGGACAAGGACUCCCCAGUGUGCCCUCUGAAGCACAGCCCCUGUCAGUGCCCUAAGGCAGAACACACAGACAGUAGGGAGACCCACGGCCACGGGACAGAGGAUCAGGACCAUGAGCUUAGCCUCAGCCCCCCUUCAGGCCCCCCUCCUGUCCUGGUACCCCCAGCCCCCUUACCACCCCCAGCCCCCUGCUGCCUCCAGGACCACAGCCAUGGAGGCCACCCCCACCGGAGGGCAAGCCGGCUGGGCGGCUGCGUCCUCGACGGCCCCUCUGUGCGCUUCCACCAGAGCCUGGACCUGCAGGACGACUGUAGCAUCCACAUCCACUACGGCCAGGGCUACUGCUGCCCCCCGCCUGACCUGCCCCCCACCCUGCUGCCCAUGCCUGUGCCCCUCAUUCUGGACUCUGGGGGCAUGGGGGCCCUAGGGGGCCUAGAGGACUGGCCCUGCUGUGGAGGGCCCCACCAUGUGGUGUGGCAGAAGCGGGUGCAGCAGGCCCACUCUGAGCCCCAGUUGCUGGGGCCCAGGCUGGGGGGCCCUAUGGACAGACCCCCGCCCCCAUGCAGCAGGCGUCACCACGGUCACCACAGCCCAGCGCACGACCGCAACACAGACUUUUGUUUAUACUGCCAAACAUUACACAACAAUCAGGGAUCAGAGGAGGAGUCCGGUGUGUGAUAACUAACUAACUCACUAGGUGCAUCCCCAAACUCACGCUGCUACGUACACAGGAGCCGGAAUGGACAAACACUUCAUCGGCGGCCAUCUUUUUCAAGUCUUCCAAAUAAUUCCACAGGAAAUACCUGCAUUCAAACUACACUUCCCAGAAUCCCCCAGUCAGUGCUGAGUUACAUGUCAACAGAGAUCAAAAUGAGUUAGAUUAUGAUUGUUUUGAACGUUUGUUUCUUUUGACCAUCAAAUCAAUGAAAACACAAGUCAAGUAUAGACCUCAAAUUGCUCAUAUUCAUUGUUGAAUUCGAGUAUGUCAAUGUGUUUGAUUUUGAUUUUUCUUGUCGCUAAGUGGCGUACGUGUUUCAAGAUGGAGACUGACUGGGAGAUGCUGGGAAAACAACUCCUACAUCACAAAGGGGAAAUGUGUUUUAUUCUGUUCUGCCUUGUUGUUUUGUUUUGUAAAUUACACGAAGAAUUCAAUACCGACUUGAUAUUACAGGUUCCCAGGUUGCCUUAGUGACCACUAGGAAUGAUCACUGCUCAGGGCUUGAGCCUCGAUUCACAGCACGAAACUCCCCUACUAUUUCCCUCAGUAGAAUUCACAUGGACAUAUUGGAUAUCUAAUUCCUUGAGUGGUUAAGUACUUAAUCGAUUAUAUUAUGAGGUACUACUCAGUAAUACUUGAUUUUCCCUCACAUGUCCCUAAACUCCAUUAUUUGUCUAGAUACGUAGGCAACCAUUGGAUCAUGUAUUACCCACAUAGAUGCUCAGUUGGAGGUUUUUUGCUCUUUCCAGCCUACCUCAAAUCAGAUUCAGAAAUGUGUUCCAUUGGCAUGGGUAUCGCAAAGGUACUCAGAGCUACGGAAAAGAGCCUAGAAGCUUCUCUCUGGGCAACCUGCCCCAUUGGGGGAAAAGUUAUUUUCUUAGCCGGCCCUACAAGCAGUGUGCAUUCCAAGAGGUCACUAGAGGCUAGCAUGGGGACUUGUGUUGGUUAAUUCAAUAAUGGCAGCUGCUUUCAUCACAUUUUGUUUGCUUUGUGUUUCGGUAAAAAACUGUAGUCUGUAAUUUUGUACCAGAUUGACUGAAAUGUGUUAUUAUUAUGAGCUAUUUUAGUUUUGCUCAUGUCAUUUCUCAUGUUGCCAGUGGUUACUUAUUAUGUUUGACCUGAGUGCUGAUUUGGUGGCCAGUGAAGGAGGGAGGGGUCCACCAGACAUACCUGGGUUCAAACUGUAUUUGACAUCUUUCAAAUACUGUAGCUGUGCUUGAUUGAGCUUGCCUGGCUCAAUGGGACCAAUGUAAUCAUCCCAAAAGUGCAAACCCCACCAAUCUGGCAUGCACUCCAGUCAGGCUAAAAUAUGCAAAUGCUCCAAGUAUGUGAACGAUUUCAAAUACUAUUUGAACCUUGGUAGGUCUGCCUCCAGAACAUCACACAGUGUGAGUGGAGCUUCGCUCGGCUCAGGAAGGACAUCUGCCAUGUCUCCUGCUCUUCACCCAUGACCUCUAAUCCUAUGUCCUAGUACACGACCCCAUCAAUGUCCACCAGCAAGGUUAUUUUCUCCCUUCCAUUUCCCAUAUACCAGCAGCUAAAGCUCACCAAGGGUGCUCUUAUCAUGGAACAUUGUAGCAAAAUAUUAUAUACAUAAUUACUAUGUAACUGGAGGAAAGCCAUAACCAUUCAUUCACCUUUGGGAACAUACUUUAUACACUACCUUGUUAAAAAAUAUGUUGAUUCAAUGUACAAUUGUAAGGCAACCAGCUGUAAUAGGAUUGUGAGUUUGCUCAACCAAAAUGGUGUUGAGGAAACUCACAACAAAUGGUUUGUGAAUCAGCAUAUAUUUUUUUACAGUGUUCCAAACAUUGACUAAAACGAACCUGUGGCCUUUUAUGAACUUAAGUGAACUUAAAUGGAAGCCUGGUGAAACAUCCUAGAAGAUGAAAAACCCUGGAAGAAAGAAAAGUCAUUAAAUGUGUGUAGUUAUAUCCCCCAAUAUAUUGUAUUGCUUAGUGAAAAUCUGAAAGGAGACUGCAUUAAGACAGACAGUAAACAUGGAGACUUAGUAUUUAAUUGAAUAAACCUAUUGAUCCCCAGACUAUUUUUGAAAGAUCUGGAAGCAUUUAAACAACCUUGUCUGAUCUAGUAACACUCUGAAUCAGUAGUCUGUCUAUGUUAUUUUCUUCAACUGUGCCUUUUCAAAGGGGUUCGUUGUGGAAUCUUCAUCCACUACUUCCUAUCAAUUGGUCAAAGUUUAUUAUGAAAUAAGAUCAGCAAAUAACCUAAUACAUUAAAGGUCUUGUUAUUUUACCAAAGAAACACAGUUUUGAAUGCAAUCAACCUGUGCCUUUUAUUCCUCCUCCAUCAAUCUUAAACCCAAUUAAAUGUGUUUUACCUAACAAGAAAGAUCUGAAAAUGGAAUCGUAUGCAGUCAAACAGUGGAAAAUCAUGGAUUACAGCCCCAUAUAUACCAAUACCUUGUUUCUAAUGUUUUUUGGAGACAGCUUCUUUUGCUAAUACUCCAGGUUGUGUUUGUCUGUUAUAUAUUUGUGUAGAGAACAGUCCAGACUGAACACUGCAUUCACCAUUGUUUCCCAUGAAGCAACAGUGAAACAUUGCAAAUCAGUCUGGAUUCCAGGCUAACUAGCUCCCUAGCCUUAGCUGAAAAUGACUGAAUCACGACCAACCAGCACUGGAAUCCACAACCAACCAAUAUUUUUCUGUAAAAACCCAAAGCAAAGUAAUCAAGGCACUAUAACUACGCCAACAACCAGUUCAAGGAAAUAUAAAACUUAAAUUAAUCAAACAUCUCUGAAACAUUUGGGGCGAUUUUAUUAUCCUCUUUAGGGUUCUUUUCUGUUUGUGUUCAUUGUUUUGUUUUUGUACGCAUAAUGAGCUGAAACUGCCUUUUUUCUAAUAGAGCACAAUCCCUAUAGAAAUUGAAGGGAUCUGUCAGUAUAUUUUGGAUACUUUGUGUACAAAAAGAGAAAGACAAAAACAGAAAUGAAAUAAAGUGUUGUAUUUUAUAUAUAAUAGAACAUUUCAAUAUGGUGAUAUGUCACUAAUAUAUUUAUUUACUAAUAUAUUUAUCAAUUUUUGUCCAGGUCCUGAAAAAGAAUGCAUGGUUUCUGUAUAGAAACGAUAUCUAUAUGAAACUAAGUGCCAUCACAGAUGUAUCAACCUGG